Cyprinodon tularosa is the source of this 2069-nucleotide messenger RNA. RefSeq names its product ferric-chelate reductase 1a (gene frrs1a). Gene Ontology annotation, molecular function: oxidoreductase activity, acting on metal ions. NCBI's taxonomy places the organism in Eukaryota, Metazoa, Chordata, Actinopteri, Cyprinodontiformes, Cyprinodontidae. Bases 136 to 1926 code for a protein of 596 amino acids. The record is from RefSeq and is a predicted model, not a curated record. The transcript is spliced from 17 exons.
GCAUGUUUCAAAAGUCCACCCAUUUGUAUAACUGCUAAAGGCUUGUAAAACUACAAGCACAGCAUUGCAUUCAUGCUUACUAUGCGAUUGUUAAACUGUCAGACACAAGUUGGCUGUUCUUCCUUGUUCUGAGUGAUGGCUCGUGGGACUUUGAGUUUUUUCUUCAUCCUCUCCUUCUUUGGAGGUCAUUUGGUGCCGGCAGCUGGCUACGCUAAUGGUAAGGUCACUAAAGCCUGCAGUACUAUGGAACCUCAUCAUGGUGUCCCAGCUCAGACGACUACCAGCCCCUACCAGCUGAAAACCAACGUCACCAGCUUCAGUCCAGGAGACAAGAUCCAGGUCAUCCUCACAGGUUCAAAGUCCUUUGAAGGCUUCCUGUUACAGGCCCGGGAUCCAACCAAUCAGGCCUCCGUAUCAACGAUCGGCACCUUCAUGUUAACUAAUCCUAUCAGAACGCAGCUGCUCACCUGCUCUAUGCACCAGGAUUCAGCUGUGAGCCACACAAGUGACCACAAACAGAGCAAGGUGGUGGUGAUCUGGAACGCUCCUCAUGACGCUCCAGACACAGUUCAGUUUUUCGUGACUGUGGUUGCACACUAUAGUAAGUAUUGGUUGAAGAUACCUGGACCGAUCAUCUACCAGCCUGGUGUCACCCCCCUCCCUCCUCUUUUGAGCACAACCCCUAAUGUUAUUCCAGCAAGCACCCCUUCCACCCUCCCUGGGCCUAUUACUUCUGAGGGCUGCGGGGUUCUGAAAUCUUGCCUUGUAGACCCCCCAGGAUGCAAUCCAGGGGAAGAUCUCCACUGCUUUUUCUUAUCCAUGUUUAAAGAAGAUUCAGAGAAACAGGUGAUGACAUUCGAGCUGAGUGGCCCAGCAGAGGGAUACAUUGCUUUUGCUCUAUCCUUGGACAAAUGGAUGGGCAACGAUGACGUCUACAUGUGUGUGACUGAUGGGGACAGUGUGUCUGUCAGUGCUGCCUUUGUUAGUGGGCGAACAUAUCCUGAAGGACAAACACAGCGUGGACUCUCCUCUGUGUCAUGGAGACUGGCAGAUGGACUAAUUCAGUGUAGAUUUAGUCGAGCAGUGAGACUUAGCCAUGAAGAACCAGCCCGCUAUGAUCUGGACCAGCAUUAUUAUCUCUUCUUGGCCAGUGGACAUGAUUUUGGGAAGCACAAACAGCAACCAUUAGUCUCCUCUCAGAGAAAACUUAUUAAUGGUUCCGCUGAAGUUCUUCAUGGUUCCCGGGGGCCACUAAUUUUGAAAAUGCAUGGUGCUCUCAUGCUGUUUGCCUGGAUGCUAACAGGAAGUGUUGGUACUUUUAUCGCCAGUUUCUACAAACACCAGUGGGCGAAUCAGACCCUGUUAGGUCAGAAAGUCUGGUUUCAGGUUCAUCGAGGGCUGAUGAUGCUAACAGUCAUUCUCACAGCUAUAGCCUUCUCCUUCCCAUUUUUCUACAGGAGAGGAUGGAGCAAGCAUGCAGGCGCCCACCCUUAUAUCGGCUGUAGUGUUGUGGUGUUAUCUGUGCUUCAGCCAGUCAUCGCUGUGUUCAGACCCCCGCCGGAUUGUAAGAGGAGACCAAUUUUUAACGUGUUUCACUGGGGAGUCGGAUCUUUAACUGAAAUCCUAGCAGUGGCUGCCAUGUUUACAGGCAUUCGUCAGUCCUCGUUGCUCCUCCCUUUUCCACAAGCAGAAAAUGUUCUGAUUGGCUACGUGACUUGGUUGGCCUUUUUCCGGCUUCUUCUUUUGAUCAACAAACACUUUCAGUUCAGGAAAUCAAUGCAAUUAGAUGAGCAACAGAUUGUCUCCUCUGAACAACUACAGAUUAGUUCUAAGGACUCAUGCUUGAAGACUCUCCUGUUAGCUGCCCUGGCUUUGGGAAACACUGGUCUUCUGAUGGCUUUGCUGUCUACUAUUGCUGAACUUUGACAUUUUUAGUGCAAUAACCUAAGUAGACAUUAUUAACAUUCUGUCAGUGCAGGGUUUUAAGUUCGGCCUGGCUCAUAAUGUAUGAUAAAUAAUCCUUAAAAUAUGGACACUGUCUGUGUUUUAAUAAAUCAUUAUCUAACCCA